Nanorana parkeri is the source of this 895-nucleotide messenger RNA. It is a transcript of the gene NECAP2, whose product is annotated as NECAP endocytosis associated 2. The transcript is spliced from 8 exons. Gene Ontology annotation, cellular component: clathrin vesicle coat; membrane. The record is from RefSeq and is a predicted model, not a curated record. Gene Ontology annotation, biological process: endocytosis. Bases 50 to 895 code for a protein of 281 amino acids. Lineage: Eukaryota; Metazoa; Chordata; Amphibia; Anura; Dicroglossidae.
UAUCCUCAGCUGGCCAGAGAGAAGCGGAAGUGCUGCUGGGUGUAAGAAGAUGGCAGACAGCGAUUACGAAUCGGUGCUCUGUGUGAAGCCGGAAGUGCACGUCUACCGGAUCCCACCCCGGGCCUCCAACCGGGGAUACCGGGCAGCGGAAUGGCAGCUGGACCAACCGGCCUGGAGUGGGCGCCUCCGGAUCACCGCCCGGGGUAAUAUCGCCUUCAUCAAGCUGGAGGACCGAACUACAGGUGAGCUGUUCGCUCAGGCCACGGUGGAGCAGUUUCCCGGCAUCGCGGUGGAAAGCGUCACCGACUCCAGCCGAUAUUUUGUGAUCUGCAUCGAGGACGGGAACGGGCGACGGGCGUUCAUUGGGGUGGGGUUUGCGGACAGAGGAGACGCGUUCGACUUCAAUGUGGCCUUACAAGAUCACUUCAAGUGGGUGAAGCAACAGACAGAGUUUGCUAAACAGGCGCAGAACCCGGACACCGGACCCAAGCUGGACCUGGGAUUCAAGGAGGGACAGACCAUCAAGAUCAAUAUAGCGGUACGCUCUAACCGGAGGGAGCUCCGUCUCUUUCUGUCUGGGGAGACAUGUCACCGGAACGGGGGGGUGAUAGGGGAAAGGACCUGCCUUAGAGGUGAGGACGCCGAGGGGUGGAAGAGGGGAGCACUGACCGUCGGGGGAGGAGGGAUCCGGUGGGUGAAGCAACAGACAGAGUUUGCUAAACAGGCGCAGAACCCGGACACCGGACCCAAGCUGGACCUGGGAUUCAAGGAGGGACAGACCAUCAAGAUCAAUAUAGCGGUCCGAUUCCACAAGCUGGACUCUGCAUCGGGUCCUCCCCGGCUGCUGGGUGGAGAUCCGUUGCGGAGUCGGCGCCGAGACUUCUCGUAUCAUUGA